AUGAGGUUGGUGUGGUUGUGGGUAAUGUUGUUGAUUUUGGCUAGUGAGUGCUAUGGGUGUUUGGAGCAUGAGAGGGUUGCUCUUCUGCAACUAAAAGCUUAUUCCAUCAAACACAGCAAUGUCCUCCCAAUGUGGGUGGAGGCUUGGGAGGGUGAAACGACGACUGACUGCUGUAAGUGGGAAAGAGUCAAGUGCAACGCUACAACAGGACGAGUGAUCCAACUCUCACUCAAUUCUGCAGAGAAUUAUCAUUAUUCGUACUCAAGAGAUUGGUAUCUGAAUGCCUCCAUGUUUCUUCCAUUUGAAGAACUUGAAAGUCUCGACUUAUCAUGCAAUGGAUUAGCGGGUUGGCUUGAGAAUGAAGGUUUUGAGAGGUUGGGUGAAUUAACAUCUCUAACGUCUCUAAAUCUGUCUUAUAAUAAUUUGGAGGGAACUAUACAUAUUAAUGAUCUUAAAGGUUUGAAUAACGUGGAGCAGCUUGAUAUUAGCUAUAAUCAGUUGGAUGGUUUCAUAACUCACUCAGGUUUUGAAAGACUAUCUGUAUUAGGCAAGUUGGAGCUACUUAGAUUGGAUGGGAAUUCAUUCAAUAAUAGUAUCCUACCAUAUCUUGGUGUGCUCUCAUCACUCAAGACUUUAUCCUUAGCUGCAAACCCUUUGAAUGAAUCAAUUGAUAUAGGAGAAUUCUGCAAUAUGAACUUAAAGGAGCUGGAUUUGAGUGACAAUUUUAUAGAAGAUAUAAAAGAUGGUGGUGACUUGAAAAGGAAAUUGAUUUUUGCAGGUUUUGAACGACUAUCUGUGUUAGGCCAGCUGGAGCUACUUAGAUUGGAUUGGAAUUCAUUCAAUAAUAGCAUCCUACCAUCUCUUGGUGUGCUCUCAUCACUCAAAACUCUAUCCCUACAUGGAAACCUUUUGAAUGGAUCAAUUGAUAUAGGAGAAUUCUGCAAUAUGAACAACUUAAAGGUGCUGGAUUUGAGUGAAAAUUCAAUAGAAGAUAUAAAAGAUGGUGGUGACUUGAAAAGGAAAUUGAUUUUUGCAGGUUUUGAACGACUAUCGGUGUUAGGCAAGCUGGAGCUACUUAGAUUGGAUUGGAAUUCAGUCAAUAAUAGCAUCCUACCAUCUCUUGGUGUGCUCUCAUCACUCAAGACUUUAUCCUUAUCUGAAAACCGUUUGAAUGGAUCAAUUGAUAUAGGAGAGAACCCCACCUGUGAGGAAAAUUUAUUUCGCAGGAGAUUUCAAAUGCGUAGAAGUUUAUAUUUACAGAUUGUUGAUGCCGUGAAAGCUUGCGACAAUUUCUUUGUGCAGAAGAAGGCUGGUCUUGGUAGACUUGGAUUGUCUACUUUACAAAAAGUAACAAGUGCAUUUCGAAUGUUGGCAUAUGGAAUGGCGGCUGAUUCUACGGAUGAAUAUAUACGAAUUGGUGAGUCUACUACCAUUCUAUGUAUUAAAAAGUUUUGUCGGGCAAUUGUUGACAUAUUUGGAAAAAAAUACCUUAGAUCACCUAAUUCCAAUGACAUUGCAAGCUUGUUCAAAAAAGGUGAAAAACGGGGCUUGCCAGGGAUGCUUGGGAGCCUUGAUUGUAUACAUUGUUCUUGGAAAAAUUGCCCAACAGCUUGGGCAGGACAAUACUCUGGACGUGGUGGAUCUCCAACUAUUAUUCUUGAGGCAGUGGCAUCUCAUGACCUAUGGAUUUGGCGUGCAUAG
This is a messenger RNA of Camellia sinensis, 1701 nucleotides long. The record is from RefSeq and is a predicted model, not a curated record. NCBI's taxonomy places the organism in Eukaryota, Viridiplantae, Streptophyta, Magnoliopsida, Ericales, Theaceae.